CAGAGCUACUGCAAGGAAAUCAGGAAGAAUGGUGGCGUCAACAGACUUAGCAGAACAGUCCAAACCAACCGCUGGAAAUAGGGUAUCCAAACCACUCAUGGAAAAGAAACGAAGAGCUCGCAUAAACAAGAGUCUGGACCAGUUAAAAUCUCUUCUGGAAAGCUAUUACAGCAGCAAUAUUCGGAAGCGCAAACUGGAAAAGGCCGACAUAUUGGAACUUACUGUCAAACAUUUAAGGAACCUCCAAAAGAUCCAGAGUUGUGCUGCUGCUCAUGCUGCUUCGGAGUUUUCCGAGUACCAAUUUGGCUUCCGUGGUUGCUUGGCAAACGUCAACCAGUACUUGCUGAUGGCAGACAACCUGAAUGGCAGUGACCGCUGGAUGUUAUCGCAGCUUUCCAGCAAGCUGCGCCGCUCUCUGGGACCGCAUGAAGCAUCCAGCACCAUGGACAGCGGCCUCGACAGGGUUGAAACUCGAGAUGAGGCGCGGAGGCUUCUUGCCAGUGACGCUGGACCCGAGGAGAGAAACACCAGCAAAUCUAAUGUUACCAACAAGUCUCGUUGUCUAAGUGAAGAAGCGCAGCAGUCAAUGGGAAACAGAGAGGCUGCAGCCCCCGCACAACAUCCUCAUGAAAACAGUUCCAGUUGCAAAACGUUUCAUUCUGCCGAUCAAGGCCACGAAGAGGCAAACACUCAGUACAGCGUCUGGCGGCCUUGGUAGAGCCAUGAACAAGCGAAACUGUACCCGAAUUAUGUUUAAAAGUGCACUGUAUAUUUCCACAAUACUUUAUAGGCUAUAAUGUAUAUAUUUUAUUUUCUAAAUAAAACUUUGUAUAAAGAAUAUGCUUUGUUUAUUUACAUACAUGAUAAGUGGGAAUUGUUGAAUGUUGGAUAGUGAUUGGGAAAGGUUUGGGUAUUACUAACUAAUCAGCAGAGCUCACAAGUAUCUGUGAAAACUGCUAUUUUGUUAUUGGCUCAGCCAAAGCAGUUCUGUGUUGUUACUGCUGAACAAAUUUCCCUACAAUGACUCGACAGUAAUAAAAGUGACGGA
Betta splendens (Siamese fighting fish) is the source of this 1048-nucleotide messenger RNA. It is a transcript of the gene hes3, whose product is annotated as hairy-related 3. The record is from RefSeq and is a predicted model, not a curated record. Gene Ontology annotation, cellular component: nucleus. NCBI's taxonomy places the organism in Eukaryota, Metazoa, Chordata, Actinopteri, Anabantiformes, Osphronemidae. Bases 29 to 718 code for a protein of 229 amino acids. The transcript is spliced from 4 exons. Gene Ontology annotation, molecular function: RNA polymerase II cis-regulatory region sequence-specific DNA binding; protein dimerization activity; DNA-binding transcription factor activity, RNA polymerase II-specific. Gene Ontology annotation, biological process: regulation of neurogenesis; anterior/posterior pattern specification; regulation of transcription by RNA polymerase II.